AAGUUGCUAACUGAAAUAAUAUUAUCGAUCGGAAAAAUAAAAUCGUGGUACAAGAGUGUAUAGAUAGAGAAGUCGCACACAUUUCUAUCUACCUAGUUGUUUGUUAUAUAUGUUUACACGUAGCGCUAUAUUGUACAGCUCUCUUUGAGCUAUAAUAGGAUUCGAAAGAAAGCGUACAAUUUAGUACGCUUAUUUUCGAUUCCGAAGUUAGAUCAAGAUUAGAAACGAGCGAAAUUGAAAUAGUCUCGUAGAAUUACACAAUUUGAGUGAACUUUGUGCUAUCGAUGUUGCAGCUUGUAACAGUUAGGGAAGGGUACCAUGCUGCCUGUACGAAGACCAACAGCACAGCGAAACUGCUAUUCGGCAAUGCCAUGCGGUUAUUAUGGAUUGUUGACACCGCGCGCGUUGAUUGUUUAAAAUUGCUAUAAAAAGAGUCUUUAUGCCCGCGCCGAUCCAAGCACAACUCGCAAGCAUUACUUUUAAACAAACUAACCUACAAACGCAAAUGCUAAUGUUUUUCUUUUUGGCUUCUCUUAUUUAAUUGAACCAACCAACGAAUAAUUUCCAUUUGUUUGCUUUUUCGUUUCUUUACUUUGUUGUGUGAUGUGUGCGCGCACCGAAUGGUACUACCUACGAACUGAAGCUUUUGCGUACCAUAUUUUAGUAAUAAACUGUUCACCAUCCAAGACGUAUAAUUUAUUUUACUGUAGUGUGUGCUACACAACGUGGUCGACUGUUUGGACGUGUUAUUGACAUAUUAUUGCGUUUAUUACAUUCACUAGUUGAGGCACUUAAAAACGUCUAUGAGAAAACAUCCAAUACACAAUGGAAUAUCCCGUUGCCUUUACGGAGCAGCAGCUUCUAGCCAAUUUGGCUGAGUUCGUUAAACCACCGAAAGAGAGUUUUUCUUACAUUGAUGUUUUAGAGAAAGAUGAAAAACUAUGCGAAUAUUACCGCCGAAUGCCGGUGCUGUACGACAAGAGCCAUCCGCACUACAAAUUCCAGUCGAAAAAGGAGAAGGCCUGGCGAGAACUAGGCCGCCUGUGCGACAUGAACGUCGAUCAAUGCAAAAAACGCAUGACUUACUUCCGCUGCAGAUUCACUGUUGAACGCCGAAUCAUGAAAAACGGCGUUAAUUGCAGCGAAUGGCCUCUGCUGGAUAAGCUCAAGUUCCUCAAUAAACACAUCAAGAUUCGGAGACCGAGAGCACCAAACGGCGACGUGGAGCCCGAUACAGACGAUGAGUCCAAUCCAUUAAACGUGCUCCGCAAGCGUCAGCUCGAAGACGCCAAGGAUGACCUCCAUGCGUACCUGGACCUGCAGCAAGUGGCGGCAGCAGCUGCCCAAAACUCGCAGGCUCAGCUGCACUACCAAGCGCAGCACGCGAAACUACAGCAACAGUAUCCUCACGCACAACACCAAGGACCGCCAGGGUUCCAUCCCGGCCAAGAUAUGGGUCUGCAUCACCUACAGUCACCUCAUCCAUCCGGCCAGCAGUCACAUGGCGCAAACCUUCACGGGAGUCGAGAUAGUCACCAUUCCGGUCAGUUGGGACCCAACCCAAUGGCAGCAGCACAUGCCUACCGUGCCGGACUCUCGCAGCCUACCCCGGUCGAGUCACCCAUACCUGCUUCCAAUGUCGAAGUGUCCUACAACGUACCAUCAAAGCGCCAACGGCUUAACUUUGACGUGGACGAAGCAGCGUCAGUUACUAACUUCAAUCUUAACCGAACAGUCAAGUACCAAAACAAUCUGGAUCAUGCCGUCAGUCUCGACGAGCACGGUGCUUUCGGGUUAUACGUCGGCGAAAUUCUGCGAAAGCUGCCUGAACGACUUGGUUCGCUGACAUCGCUGAAAGUUAUGCAGCUGCUGCAUGAAGCCCAAAUCCAAUCAUUCGACAUGGCUUCGGCUAACAGUAGCAACGGGAAAAGGGAUGGUUCGACCAAUAGUCCCAAUGGCAGGGAGGAACGUAAAUCGACCGAAAGCAACGAAAGCGCCUCCAAGGAGUAAGCUGCUUAGAACAGAUGCCAUUUUUUAUUUUUUUUAUUAACCACGCCUCGAAACUUGCGUAUUUAUUUUUCUUUAUUUGUAACGUUACAAAAAUACGUUCAAUUUUUUAAUCAGCUCCGCGAACAUGUUUUUUAAAAUGAACAAUGAAGCAUUCAUACAGUAUAAUCAAUAUAUAUAGAAUGCCAGUGUCGCUGCAGUGCGCGUGGUAAACAUCACACUUGUUCAGAUAAUGUAUUUACAGUAUAUAUGCAUAUGUGUGUGUGCCUGAGAUUCAUCAAAAAGGAAUCUCAUUGUCAAACUUUGACAACCAGCUUAAAAUUUCAAAUAUGGCUGCCAAGUAAUGUGAUUGGAAACUUCGCUUGCUGCAAAUUUCUGAAAAAAUCGGUGCAAAAGGGCGCAGUUGUGGGAUUCAAUUCAUCCGGACGAAAAGAAAAAGAACGUUUAAAAACAUUUCACUGGCAUGAAAACACAGCGAUGAGCGCACUGAUGACAGCACCAACGAGCGCACAGAUAAAUAACAAUGAGCAACUUUGACAAUGAAGUUCCCGAUUCACAGACUUGAUACAGAUUGUUAGCAUCAUGUUUACCACAAUGAGUCCCGUAGUAAAACAGCGACACUGGCAUUCUAUAUAUAUUGAUUCUACUAUUCAUACCAUACCAUACUGUACAUGAUGGAAAGAAUUUCUAACUGCUAAGUAUUAGAUUCUUAUCGCCGCAGCCAAAGUGUUGUCGAUAGUAUAUUGAUUUUUAUUGCAAAUUAGUGACAGUAACCUCACACAAAAAAAUCAUAAAUUAAAAGCCAAUAUAUAGAUAAUGUCCAUUUUAUUCCUCAGUUGGAUUUCUAGGUUUAAGGACUUUAGUAAAAAGGAACCAUCAAGUACCGAUUCAACAAAAACUACACAUACAAAGAUUAUAAUAAAAUAACCCUCAUAAAUGUG
Molecule: messenger RNA, 2948 nt
Organism: Sabethes cyaneus
Lineage: Eukaryota; Metazoa; Arthropoda; Insecta; Diptera; Culicidae
Product: putative mediator of RNA polymerase II transcription subunit 26
Exons: 3
Coding region: 826-2010 (394 amino acids)
Biological process (GO): regulation of transcription by RNA polymerase II
Cellular component (GO): transcription regulator complex; nucleus
Source: RefSeq, a predicted model, not a curated record